Paraglomus brasilianum is the source of this 135-nucleotide messenger RNA. Lineage: Eukaryota; Fungi; Glomeromycota; Glomeromycetes; Paraglomerales; Paraglomeraceae. The record is from the annotation of a GenBank genome assembly.
AUGCUGUUUGUACGUCUUGGGCUUGGGUACCAACGUGCUGUCAAGCAGAUUUUUAAUGAUGGAUCUUUCCGAGAAUUUCCAUCCAUAGCUGAAGCACGGCGUGUUACUGGAAUUAAUCAUAUCUGGAAGCGAUAA